AUGGACAGGCAGGGCGACAGCUAUCGGGAACAUCAAAAUCAGCAACAGCAACAAUACGGCAUCGACGUUGCCCUUGAUGCUUCCCAUGACACGGACAUUGAACGUGUCCUCCUCUACCAGCCCGAGAUCUUUGGCCUGGUGCCGCACGACAGUCCGGCCGACCACACUGCGUUUGACUACGAAGUCAACCUCGAGGACGGCUGGCAACACUGGGACCAGGCGGCGGUGGCAGCGAGCUACACCAGCAGCAACAAGGCUGGAGAAGAUAGCGCGAGCAACAGCUAUGGUAUUGACAGCCACCAGACAAGCUUCGACGAGUAUGCCGGCUACGACGGCUACGACGGCUACGAUGGCUAUGCGGCUGCUUACUGCUUCAACAGCUCGCCGGGACCAACCGCUGACGAGACAGCAGCGGCCGAUAGUGGCUCUUUGUCUGCCAAUGUGAUCGCUGUCGACCCAGCCAACGACAAGACAGAGGCCGCCACCACCGCCGCCGCUGCUGCCCGGCCGUCGUCGUAUCGGUUUCGCCACGACCUGCCGGUGCCGACCGACUGGGACCCGCUGCAGCCGCUUUUGCGAGAGCUGUACAUGGUGCGGCGGCUCAGUUUGCGAGACGUGGCCGAGAUCAUGAAGGAACAGCAUCACUUCAGCGCCACGUGA
This is a messenger RNA of Grosmannia clavigera kw1407, 660 nucleotides long. RefSeq lists its product as uncharacterized. The record is from RefSeq and is a predicted model, not a curated record. The coding region runs from base 1 to 660 and encodes 219 amino acids. The transcript has a single exon. NCBI's taxonomy places the organism in Eukaryota, Fungi, Ascomycota, Sordariomycetes, Ophiostomatales, Ophiostomataceae.